UUAUAUACACCAGCCGACUCGCCCACCAAGCGACACUAUGAUCGUCAAAUGGCGAACCAAAGAAAAUCAAAGCCAGAUUUGAAGUGCAAGAAGCACCCAAAACACCGGCAGUCACCGGGCGUUUGCUCGCUUUGCCUGACGGAAAAGCUCUCUCAACUGUCCUCGCGAAGAACCGCCGCCUCUUCUGCCACGGCCGGUUCUUCUUGCCCUUCUUCUUCUGCUUCUUCUUUGUCGUCCUAUUACUCUUCUUCUUCCGCUUCUUCUUGCUCGUCCCCAUUGCGUCCUUAUCGCUUUGUCAAGGAGGGAAAGCCUUCGAUAUCGUUUUUGUUCAACGGCAAGAACGUUCUCACCAAGAGCAGGUCGCUUGCUUUCUUUCCAAGAAUGAAAAAUAUUGGAGAUGAUGAUGGUCAUGAUAAGAAGAAGAAAGGUGGGUUUUGGUCCAAGUUGCUUCGUCCAAGGAGUAAGAGGAUGGAGGAGACCCUCAUGCAUUCUAGGACCAUGAGAGAGAGGGAGAUCAUUAUUUGAGUUUUUUUUUUUUUUUUUUAAAAAAAAAAAAAUUGCUAUUUAUUUAUAUUGUAAUUAUACGACUGUUGUACGGUUGGAUGACUUUACAGUGAAAAUGUCCUUAAUUGUUUUUUAUAAGUUGUUGAUUUAAAGACUAAUUUUCACUGUCAUGUUAUUUCAAUUAACGAUCGUAUUACCGUCUACUAAAUAGUAUUAUUCUUAUUUUUUCUUAGUACGUAGAUGACAAGUGUAUUUAUUAGGUUAGAAAAAUGAAAAAGAGAGAAUGUAUGGAAGAGUAGAAUUAGCCUCAAAGCUUUUGUAUAUAUGCAUGUUUAUGUAUUGUACUAUUUAUAUUUGGAUUGCGAAGAAAAUUAAAGCAGUUCCUUUUUGCAA
Alnus glutinosa is the source of this 897-nucleotide messenger RNA. RefSeq lists its product as uncharacterized. The record is from RefSeq and is a predicted model, not a curated record. Bases 49 to 525 code for a protein of 158 amino acids. The transcript has a single exon. Lineage: Eukaryota; Viridiplantae; Streptophyta; Magnoliopsida; Fagales; Betulaceae.